UUCCUUAUCCGUCCGUAAAGUCUGUCCGAACCACAUUUUUUUUUAAUACAAUACUUUUUGAUAUAUUAAUGUAUAAUAUAAUUUUGAGUAAUAUAUAGUAUAUAAUACAAGAAAUAGCAGAAAAUUAUGUCAGUUGAUAUAUCACUUCCACGACAACGUGCCACAUUAGCCGCGUAUGUUUCAUCAGAGGAUCGACACUUUGUUGUUCCUGGAGAGGUUAUUACGGAUGACGCCGGAUUUAUGAAAGGACAUGGCACAUAUGCUGAUAAUGCUAAUAGAUUGGCUGCGUCGGUUGUUGGAGUCGUGGAAAGAGUUAACAAGUUAAUAUCAGUAAAACCGUUUAAAACACGCUAUAAUGGAGAGGUUGGUGAUGUAAUUGUUGGUAGAAUUACUGAGGUUAAUCAAAAGCGAUGGCGUGUUGAUACAAACGCCCGAUUAAAUUCAGUACUUUUACUUUCUGCUGUCAACUUACCUGGCGGGGAGUUACGUAGACGCUCUACUAAAGAUGAACUACUAAUGCGUGAAUAUUUGAUUGAAGGAGAUUUAGUAGUCGCCGAAGUGCAGUCGAUAUUUGCUGACGGAUCAUUAUCGCUCCACACUAGAAAUCUCAAAUAUGGGAAGCUUCCCCAAGGAACAAUUCUUAAAGUUUCGCCUUCUUUAGUUAAAAGAUGUAAAACUCAUAUGCAUAGCCUUCCCUGUGGUGCCACUCUUAUACUCGGUAAUAAUGGAUAUAUAUGGAUAGGACCUUUAAUGUCUGCAGAAAGUGAUUUAUCUUCUCGAUCAGCUCAGCGUAUAACAAUACAGCGAUCCGAUCGUGAAGUUAUUGCACGUCUUAGAAAUUGUAUAACUAUUUUAGCAAGUUAUGGGGUCCAGUUAUAUGACACCAGUGUUAAUUAUAUUUACGAAGAAUCAUUUAAAUACAGCGUUAAAGAACUUUUACAGCUUGAGAAUCAAGAAGAUAUUGUUGAUGCUGCUAGAAGAAAACUUGCGCAGCAUUUAUGAGACUUUUAAAGGCCAUUAGAUUGAUUUUUAAUUGAUUAUAUAUGCGCGUAUUUU
Molecule: messenger RNA, 1056 nt
Organism: Hydra vulgaris (swiftwater hydra)
Lineage: Eukaryota; Metazoa; Cnidaria; Hydrozoa; Anthoathecata; Hydridae
Product: exosome complex component RRP4
Biological process (GO): U4 snRNA 3'-end processing; exonucleolytic trimming to generate mature 3'-end of 5.8S rRNA from tricistronic rRNA transcript (SSU-rRNA, 5.8S rRNA, LSU-rRNA); nuclear polyadenylation-dependent rRNA catabolic process
Cellular component (GO): nuclear exosome (RNase complex); cytoplasmic exosome (RNase complex)
Molecular function (GO): RNA binding
Source: RefSeq, a predicted model, not a curated record